This is a messenger RNA of Metopolophium dirhodum (rose-grain aphid), 3131 nucleotides long. RefSeq names its product basic phospholipase A2 pseudexin A chain. The record is from RefSeq and is a predicted model, not a curated record. Gene Ontology annotation, biological process: lipid catabolic process; phospholipid metabolic process; arachidonate secretion. Lineage: Eukaryota; Metazoa; Arthropoda; Insecta; Hemiptera; Aphididae. Gene Ontology annotation, molecular function: A2-type glycerophospholipase activity; calcium ion binding.
AGUGGUGGUGGUGGCGGUCGCCGAUCUGCCGCCGAGGAACUUAACGGUUUUUUAGCGGUUUAGUCGUAAACAAAUAGUGGUGGCUGUUUGCCAAAAAAAAAAAAUCAUUUAAGUCUAUAACAAUUAUAUUAUACAAAUCAAUGCAAUCGGACUGACGUAUGCGUUUAAUUAUCUUGUAAUAAUUUUUUGGUUUCGUAUUUUAGUUCUAUAUUAUGCGUUUUUAAAAUGCGAUUACCCGACACAGCCAGGUAAACAUCGUCGCGUCCGACCGGGGGGAAAUUCGGAAGUUCGGUUUCUUUCUACGCUCAAUCUCGCGCGAGUUUUUCCCCGAAUCAUGUUAAGACCGGUCGACAUAAUAUACACUCUGCUCGCCAUCCUACAGCAAAUGGUGCAUUCGCAAGACAUUAACACUUUGGCUCGAAAAAUAUACCACAAAAACGGCACCUCCGUGCCCAUAGAAAUCUACGUCAGCUACACGAACAACCCGUGGGGGCCGUCGGCCUUGUUGGAGACCGGCCAAUCCGGUGGUAAAAACCAAUACAGACCUAAAAGGAGUGUGUAUCAGCUGUACAACAUGGUCGUGUGCGCCACAGGUUGCAAUCCGAUUUCUUACCUCGGCUACGGCUGUUACUGCGGGUUCCUAGGCUCUGGAUCACCUGUUGAUCCCAUAGACAACUGCUGCAAAAUGCACGACUGGUGCUACGACAGUGCCGAUUGCCCAAUGUUCCUCGAAUACUUUACGCCGUACGUUUGGACGUGCUACAACAAGAAACCAUUGUGUUCAUUGGGAGGUGGAUGCAGUCAGCGGUUGUGCGAGUGUGACCAAAAACUGGCCAUGUGCUUGAGACGUUUCGGGUGCCCGACACAAAAGGCGCUUUGCAAGACAAGUCCAUGGAGAUGGUUCCAGAACAUGUUGUUCUAAAAGACGACUACGACUGCUGCUGCGUAUAUACAGUAUUAUAUUUUUAACAUAAUAUUAUACAGACGACGAUAGCUUUUGAAUUUCGUUUCUAGUCACUAUAUAAUAUGAUACCUACAUCGUACCAGUAGAGGCGACGCACCGCCGCCGCCAACGCCGACGUGGAUAUCAUACCUAUUUCAUAUUUAUAAUAAUAUAUACCGAUACAUGUGCACCACCGAGGACUCAUCGCUUAGUAUAUAUAUACCCAGAUCGUUUAUAACCUACACGCACACACGCACAAGCGUUUUAAACGAAACACUAAUAUAAUUUAUUGUAUUAUUAUAUAUUUGUAUGUACCUGUAUCUACGAUCGAGCGACUUGAGACUUUGAUUUUGCGUAGAUCUUCGUGGACAGGUGUCGUGGCAAUGUAUAGAGAUAGUAUGCGAAAUGUGCGCAUAGACCACCCGGCGGUGGAAAUUUUUUACAUUAUGGGACACCCUUUUUUAGGGCUAUUUUUGGGGGGACGCCAAUGAUGUUUACAAAAAAAUUUGAGUCCUUCGACUUACAACACCGCCCCAAGUUGGUCACAGGGUAACCGCCGUAUAUCCACUCUUAUCAUUUUCCCUACUCUUUAUAUACUAACUUUGAACUGAGUUUGAAGUGUCGUAAUUUCGAAACUAUGCCCGCGAGUACCAAAUUCUGACUUCUCCAUCGUUUUCAGUGUACUUAACAUCAGUUUCAAAAAGAAAAAUUGCAAAAAAAGGUGUCCUGUAAAGUAGAAAGUAUAUACCCACUAAUUGUAUGUUGUCCACAUUACGGUGGUCGGCGAAAUAUGUAGAGAACCGCAAAAGACCGAGGGACGAGGCCUGAGCCGUUUAUCUCUCGUACGAUAUAAACUUGGUAUAAUCGUACUUUAUCAUAAUCAUUGUAACACGCGGUCGCGAAUUAAUCGUAAAAUGUCAUGUGGAUUAGAUUUCGCUUACCAUAAUAUAGUACCUAUAUAUUUUUCUCUUUCACAUAUUUUGAAGAGACGCGCGUUUCGUAUACCUAUUAUAAAUGUAUCGUGUUUAUUGUUUAAUAUAUUAUUAUAAGAUGUACAGCUGUAAACGUUUGUACUGUGAUGUAUUUUGUAAAAACAUACUUCCUAUAUUAAAUUGCGUUAUGUAUAUAGAAAUUAAUGAAAGAAAUAAAAAUCUUCGAUUACACAAACCGAACGCAUCAUAUUAUUAUAUGUAUUUCCACUUGUCACUUAUACCUAUAAUAUAUUUAAUAAAUAAAUAAAUAUGUCAAUUAAUCGUAAGUAAACAGCAUCACAAUACUUGGGAAUGUUCAGCUAGUUAAAUUAUACGUAUACGUCGUGGGAUACACGGUUUUUUUAGAAACUAUAGAGAUCAUUUACAACUGCAGUCCCAUUAUAUCUUCUUCUUCUUCUACUACUUCAUGUCAGCCAGCCGUGUCAGAUUUCUUUCUCAGUAACCAGUAGCCGAUCAUCAGUUUAAUAAAAACGUCAUCGAGUUUUCUGCAGAGGUCGCUCCUCUCACAUUUCAUAUAAGUCAUGCUGCACUGGACCAGGUGUCAAUCGUCUCGCAUGUCUCCGGAAUCGCACUCUUCUGUCUCCUUCUCGUCUUCUAGCUCACGAGGUUUUUCCUUGUAUCGAUUCAAAACGGUUAAUAAAGUCUUAUACCGUUUCCAAAGCCAAAUGUCUUCUGAAGUAAGGUGUUGGAAAAAUCUACAGAUGACAGCUGUUGUGUACAUUUAGUAGUCUAUAUAUAACGCCUUCCAAUAAAUAUUUAACAGGCUGGCGCACCUCGCAAUGGAUCAAUGCAUUCAGUCGCACUAAUUCACAUUCAGCUCAUCUAAUCCGGGGAACUAUGUCUACCGGCGCCAAGUCCAGCUGCAUCCUCCGAAGUCGCGACAUUUUGAACAGCAACCGGUGGUCGUCCGCCGCGGCCGAGCGGAAUUGCAAUCCUGCAGAAAUGCACAGCUCAUCGAUGACCGGUUCGACGGUCACUUGCCAACACCGGUCUGGCGUUUACUCACUCUCAAUAAUCUUCAAUUGUUUUAUUCAUACUAUUUUUAAGGUAUAAAAACUUUAAUAGUUAGUCAGUUGGAAAAAAAUGUAAUUCAAAUUUAAACUGAACAUAUAAUCAUAUGUAUAAUUUGUUUCGUUUUACCUACCCUUAACGUUAUACACAUCGUACGCCUACAUAUAGGUACAACUAUGCAGUAU